Molecule: messenger RNA, 2828 nt
Organism: Cuscuta campestris
Lineage: Eukaryota; Viridiplantae; Streptophyta; Magnoliopsida; Solanales; Convolvulaceae
Source: the annotation of a GenBank genome assembly
GUUUAUUGAAUGAAAUGCAUUUGUUUUUCAAUAUUUAGAAAUACUUUUGGUAAUUCACAACUGCGGUUUUGUUUAUUGGUACUGCAGUUUAAUCUAAACCAUUCAAAACAAAAUAAAUGUAAGCAUGGACGAGACUUGGGUUUGCAUUGAUGUGGGCAAUAUUUUUCUUUAUGUAUUUGGGCAAAUGAUUUCAUGUGUAUAUUAAAAAUCUUAUACUCUGUCCCUAAUUGAACUUCACAUUGCUUUUAUCAUGGAGUUUAAGAUAGUGGUGUUGUAUGGUUGAGAUUUAUUUAUAAAUUAAAGAAACAAAAUUAACAACACAUUUAUUUUCUUGAAGGGAAAUGUGGAGUUUAUUUAGAGACAACCCAAAAAGGAAAAGGGAAGUUUAUUAAGAGACAGAUGGUGUAUACACACUAGUUAGGUUCCUUAAUCUAAGUGCCUAAAUCUAAGUGUAGCUACCCUUACUAGGUUCCUAAAUUUGAGCGUUGUAUAAAGAUUACAAAGAGAACUUUCUAAUGAAAUAUGUUCGUACAUUGAUUUUAUUUUAUAAACCGAGUCUAAUGAAAUACAUUAAUGGAAAAAAGAAAGUCAUUAUUGACAAUUUUUUAAAGUUAAGGUAAAUAAUGGAUUAGUUAGCACAUUAAACUUCCCUUGCUUCUUACUUUCUAUCUUUAUGAAGUUUUGGGUAGUAAUGCAGCAACAGAUCAAAGGGGUAACAGAAGGAGACUCUGUUUUUUGACCUCCCAGACACCAACAUAGUUGGGGAUUAUAUUAGGUUAUAUAAUAAGUAUGCAAUAUUUUAGCAUUAUCACCUUUCACAAAUCCUAUAGUGGACUUGUAGUCCAUCAAGCAUUGUUGAUAGAAUCUGUGAUAUUCUGGGUCGUAAUAUGAUGGAAUCACUUUGUGUAUAUGUAGUUUUUGCCUAGGCCCUAGGACCUCAAAACUAAGCAACCCUGUUUCUGUGAAGAUUUGCAUUCUAAUGUUAAACUUAUAUAGCACUCACUUGUUACCAGGAACUGUUAGCAUACACUGAAAUUUUUUAAGCAUGUAAAAGUAAAACCUGUCCCUGAUGGCCUGAUGGGACUGGCCUCAACUUAAAAAAAUUUGUACUCACAGAAUCACAAACCAAUCAUUUCAAGUAGUACAAAGCAUGAUUUCUUGUUAAAGUUUUAACAUCAUAUUAAUCACCAAAGCACAAUUGGAACUCUAUGCUUAUUUAAUAUAAGAUCCACAUUUUCUUAAACCAUGUCCUUCUCACAAUUUGCUUUUUUGUGAGGGCUAAUAUUGCAUAAGCAGGUGGAAGCACUUGCUGCGGUUGUAGGUGUGAUUGCCAGAGAAGUUGAAACAAAAGCCAUAGUUGAUGUUGGUUCUGGUCAGGGUUAUCUUGCACAAGUACUUUCAUUUGAAUAUGACCUUUCUGUUGUUGCGAUUGAUGCCUCUUCACAUCAUGGAAAGAUUACUAAUGCACGUGCAGAAAGAAUUAUGAAGCAUUAUGCCUCAAAGAUGCGCAAAUCUGGAUUAGAAGGCAGAGAAUUGUGCGUGCCAGAGACUGUUACCUGUCAAGUACUGUCCUCUGAGACAUUGAAGGCGUUGAGUAAUGGCUCACUCCAUGAAAAUAGUGUUGAAAAAAAAUGUCUUUUCAGAGAAAGAUCUAUUGGACACAGUCCAGUUGAGUACAAAUUAACUCCUCAUUCGUACAGGAUUGCUGAUUCACCAUUGAUUCUAGCUGGACUUCAUGCCUGUGGAGAUCUUUCAGUGACUAUGUUGAGGACAUUCUUGGAAUGCGAUGAAAUAAAAGCAGUGAUUAGUGUUGGAUGCUGCUAUAACUUGCUGUCUGAGGAAGCUCCUGCCAUGGACGGUUCUACUUGUGGUUUUCCGUUGAGUAAAAGUGUUAGAAAUGUUGGGUUAUUUCUUGGUAAAAGUGCUCGUGAUCUUGCUUGCCAGAGUGCAGAUAGAUGGAAAGGCUUAGAACAAGCUGCUGGCCUCCACAACUUUGAAUUGCAUACAUUUCGUGCUGCCUUCCAGAUGAUUCUGUUGCGAUAUUAUUCAGAUGUAUUGACAAAAAGUCCUGCAGUAGGACGUCAAGGAAAAACAUUACGCCGCCAACACUAUAAUAGAACCUUGGAAUCUAAUCUGCAGUGUCAAGGCCCUAGAGGAUCUAGUGGAGGCUCCUCAAAGAAUAUAAGUGAUGAUAAAACUAAGUGCUCUCUUUCCAUCCUUGGUUGUGGACAUGAUGUCAAGAAGGGUUUAGGCUGUGAUGGUGAUGAGGAUGCCUUCUUUCAUAAAACAUCUUCCACUCCGAGUUUCAGAAGUGGAACUACAAAUUCGGUGGACAGUUUUCCAUUAUUCAUGAAAUUCUGUGAAUCUGGGCUUGCCCGCCUGGGACUCCAGUCACAGGAAAUUGAUUAUCUUGACAUAUGGAAGGAGACACAAUCUUUUUCUAGGAUGAUAGGGCCUUACUGGUCUCUUCGUGCUGCUCUUGGACCCGUUUUGGAAACUCUUAUUUUACUUGAUCGGUUACUGUUCCUCCAGGAGAGCGGUAAGUGCCGGGAAGUUGGCCUGUUUCCUGUUUUUGACCCAGUAUUGUCUCCUAGGAAUAUGGCUAUUAUUGCCAAGAGAAUGUGAAGUCUACCAGUUGUGUUUAUGCCAUACAUUAUCUCCUCUGGUAUUGCCAAGAAAAGUUGGAACAUAAGAUUAUUUAGGAUUCUUUGAUUCAUGCAUUGUAUUAUAUCAGGCCAUUAGGACAUGUAGUGACUUGAAAACUAUAUUAAAGGAUUUUUUCCCACAAAGGGACCAAGAUGUCAGCACACCUUACUUGGGAGUGUUUU